Trichobilharzia szidati is the source of this 707-nucleotide messenger RNA. Lineage: Eukaryota; Metazoa; Platyhelminthes; Trematoda; Strigeidida; Schistosomatidae. The record is from the annotation of a GenBank genome assembly.
AUCGAUAUUCAACUGUUGGUUUGUAGAAAUCUGAAGAGUCUCAAACUCGGACGAAACUGCUGUCCAGUACUCUCAGGUUUUCCAGCGGUUCUCUAACCAAUGUCAGCUCAUGAUGAAAUCCUGUAACCAAUCAAAUCCCUAGAAACCAACAGUUGAAUAUUUUGGUGUGACUACCUUGCUUUUAUUUAACCUUAUUGUACUUCGAUUAACAUAAUUCGUGGAGAUAAACAUAUCGCAUGUUGAAAGUGUAUAGUAAUAUUUUAAAAGGCAUUUAUUUACUGUCAAGUUUUUUUAAUUUCAGAUAUAUACAUAUUUCUAUGGAUGAUGUUUUUGAUACUGGCAUAACCGAUACUCAUUCAGAAUUAGAAGUUGCUUCACGAGAUUGGGAACGUCGUGCUGCAGAGGUUUAUAAUGCAGGUGUAAGAGAAGGUUACUUUGCUAGAACUGAUGCUCUCUUGCAAGAGAAAUUUGACACUGGUGUUCAUCAGGGAUUUGGAUUAACGUUUGAAUUAGCAGUUUUACGCGGAAGAUUGUCAGUGAAAUCAUAUUAUUCAGUCGGUGAAAAUAAAUCGAAAAUUGAAAAUGUCAUCAAUUUAAUAAGUGUCAAAGAGCAACAGUUAGCAUCUUCAUCAGGGUAUCAAGAAAAAGAUUCAUCAUCAUAUCAGCAGCUUGUAAAAGAGGCUGAAGAAAUACUUUUGACUUCUUGA